CAGUCACAGCCAGUGCGGCGGGAGGACGCGCAAAGCUUGAUCUUACAGAUAACGGGGGAAUUAAAAACAAGGCACCCCCGCUUAAAUAGCCUCGAGAAACGGCGAACGAGUAGCCCGCGGCAUGUGAACGCCAGUGAUUCGCGACGCUCCACCAGCGCAGAAAUGUUGCGAGCUUUUGUCGCAUUCGUCGUCUUCGUGGCGGCCGCGACGGCCGCCCCCAGCCCCCGUCACGAGCCAAAAACAAAAACUCACCGCAUCCAGGACGAGAUCCAGGCGUGGAAGGAGGGCGGCUACCCGGACUUCCUGCAGUUCGCCGACGACAGCGGGAAGCCCGUCUGGGGCGUGGUGGUCGGAGAGCAGCCGUCGGUCAGGGGCAUGUUCAAGGACGGCAACCCCUUCAACGGCGACGACGCCGACUACAGCGACGAGCAGCUGGGCGCCAGCGAGGACGACGUGAAGUUCCAUGUCUUCACGAAGGGGAACAACUACAGCAGUGUGGAGGGCACGCAGGUGACUCUGGACCACGAAGACUUCCUCGCGGCUGGAUGGGAGCCGGCUCUGCCCACAAAGAUCGUCAUCCACGGCUUCACCAACAGCAUUUCGUCACCCAUCAUCCAGCUCAUCAAGGACGCCUACAUGACCCACGGGGACUACAACGUCGUCGGCGUGGACUGGGGUGUCCUGUGCCCCAACCCCCUGUACGUGACGGCCCGCCUGAACGUGCCUUUCGUCGGAAAGCUCGUCGGCAAGCUGAUGUCGUUCCUGAUUGAGCAGGAGCUCGCCACCGCGGACAAGCUGCACGUCAUCGGCCACAGCCUCGGCGCGCACGUCGCCGGCAUCUCCGCCAAGAGCCUGAACGAGACCGAGGGGCAGCGGCCGGCACGAGUCACAGGGCUCGACCCGGCGUGGCCGCUCUUCAUUAUAACCCCGGAUACCGACAGGCUGAGCAAGGACGACGGUGUCUUGGUGGACGUGAUCCACUCAUGCGCAGGGUUGCUCGGCUUUCCUACCGACCUCGGCACCUCCGACUUCUACCCCAACGGAGGAAGGGAGCAGCCGGGCUGCGGCCUGGACCUGACCGGUGUGUGCGCCCACGGUCGAUCAUACGAGUACUUUGCUGAGUCUAUUACCAAAGGGAAAGGAUACCAAGCAGAUUUCUGUGACAGCAAUAGCGAUGCUAGAGAUGGGACUUGCAAAGGUCCAAGUGAAGGCUGCAUGGGAGACGAAGUUCAGUUUAAGGAACAAGGAUCAUACUACCUGAAAACAGACGACGUGGCUCCAACCAAAGUAUGCUGAGAUAAAUAAAUCCAAAUGACAAAUUAUAAUUUAAAAAUAUAA
This is a messenger RNA of Frankliniella occidentalis (western flower thrips), 1338 nucleotides long. Its product is annotated as phospholipase A1. NCBI's taxonomy places the organism in Eukaryota, Metazoa, Arthropoda, Insecta, Thysanoptera, Thripidae. Gene Ontology annotation, biological process: lipid metabolic process. Gene Ontology annotation, molecular function: lipase activity. The transcript has 7 exons. The coding region runs from base 163 to 1296 and encodes 377 amino acids. The record is from RefSeq and is a predicted model, not a curated record.